GAGAACAUAUUCUCCCGCCGAGUAGUGGCUGCGUGUAGUGCAUGUGUGUCGGUGCUGAAGGUGCUUUGAACAACUGUUUCCCGCUGGAAAAUUGAUUUCACAUUUGAAAAUCAGUGCUUUGGCCAUUUGAUUACAUGAUUCGUAAAAUCUGCGAAUUCUCUCUGUCACUUAACGAUGUGCAUCGUCCAGAUUGGGCCAGCACCACGAUGCCGGCAGACCUGGUGGAUGUCAGUGUUUUAUCGCAAGAUGGUCGCCUCCGAUUAGGUUCCUCCAGCUCGCAGCAGCAGCAGCAGCCGAGUGUGACUGAGCAGCCAACGGUCGUCGUCGGGACGACUAGCGACGCCGGUAACCAAACGACCCGUUCGUGCCACUGUCCUCAAUGGACAUUGAAACGUCCCCGCCAUUGGGUCUACCGAGGAGAGGGCAACGCUUCCAUCGUCUUGGCCCUGCCUCAGGAAAAAAAGAUUGUCAAGUUGGCUAAAAUUGAUUACAAGCUACGCCGGAUGGAUUCCGACAAUCAGUUUGUAGCCCAGGAGGUCAACGGAGGCAUCCGAACAAUCGACGAAACGUUGGAGCGACUCUUUUUCAGUCAAAAAAUACUCGGGUCGUUGCUGGGCGACGGACUGGUCCGUCCCUGCCAAGUUUGCCAUGUAGAUUUAGAAGAAAUUGAAGAGGUGGAUCAUCUCAUUGACGUCUUCCGUCCAGCUCACCGAAAGCACAAACGGUUAGCUCCCGUCUGCCACGUGAUUGUUUGCCCGGAUUGCACACUUUUGCCUCCUGCCAUGUCGACAGCCACCGAGCAACAGCAGUUGCUGUCGCUUCCAGUCACCUGCAACAACAACCAGGCUGCAACAGCAACAACAGUUGAGCGUCAGUCUGCAGAGCCGCCAGUGUUUUGCGUCGAACUCAAACCGAAACAAGGUUUCCUCAGCCAGGGUCAUCAACAUUGCCCUUUUUGCCUCAACCAAUUCCUCAAGAGGAAACACGGAAAGAUCCAGUUGCUCAGCCAGUACUGUCCUCUCGAUCUAUUUUCAGGAUCUCGGUUGAGAAUGCUGAAAGCCAUUGUGGCGCUGACGCGAACGCCGCAAAACAACCUGCGAAUCUUCCAGGAUGGGAAUCUGGUGUUUGCCGAGGAAUGCCAAAACAACUUGCUGCCCGUUUUGCAGCAGUGGUUCCAGCUUGACGACACCAGCGAUCGCACACUGCCUUUGAAACAUUUCUGCACUUUGGUGAUGGAAGCGCUGACGAUGGAAAUCUGCGACGGCCCCACCGAUCAAUCUGUCCAGGGCGUCCAUUGUCCAGCAUUGGAGGAAUCGGAAUUGGAAGAUUGGAACGCGCUGAUGAGAGAACAAAGGGGCGACCAUUCACUGCCUUGUCUGCCGCCCGUUGUUGUUACCACGCCCGAGUGCAAUGAUUCGUGGCUGCUGGGCAGCUGCAACACUCGGCUUCCGUCACGGUCCGUCCUCUGCCGAUUGCUGCGAGUUCAAUCGCUGGGCGACGUGGACUUUGAGCGGCUCUACGACGCCUACGACGCCCUGGUCGGUCGCUUCCGUGACGGCUCCGUCCCGUACGAAACGAUGCGCUGGACGCAUCCGCACACGGGCACGGCCGACUGGCUCCUUAGCCAAGAGAAAACCAGCGACCAGACGAUGGAUGACGUCCGUCUAGUUCAACGCUACCGCAUCUCGUCGACGACUCGCGAUUGCUCCAUCAUGAUCGCCUUCCAGCGUCGACUGGAUCCAUCAGCCAAGAGAGCCACGAGUGGAGCAGCAGCAGUUGAGGAGUUGCCGGUUGUGCGUGACCUUUCAGGUCAUGUGUACAAGUGUCACGCGUCGGUCGUCGACUUGGACCCGAAGCCAGUGACUUGCGUGGAAAAGCACCGCCGGCGAAACCUCGCCAUGAACGAAGCUUUUUGGCUCAGCAACAGCGACGGCUCCUCCCACUCGUCUUCCGUGAAUCGAUUACCACCGCCGCCACCGCCGCCAAAAGUUUGAAAAUUGUUCCUUUUAUAUACGAAUUCAUUAUUCAUCAGAUUUAUUCAAGUCGAAAACUAGUCAACGAAUCGACCGUUUUCAUUUUUCUCUUUUUUGUGUUUUGCUGCGGCACCUUGGAGUUUGAUCGUGGCGCUAUCGUCAGGGGCCUUUAAACCCUUUCGUUUAAUAUGCAAUACGAGGAGAUUGGCUUCUCUAUUUUCACGUCCUCUUUUUUGGCUUUCACGUCCGCCAUUGAUCAAUUUCAACAUUGAAUUACCUAUCCGUUUUGCGUCUGCUUCUCUUCUACCCGAGUUAUCCACCGUUUCAUCCACAUUUUUAUUUAUUUUUCCUUUAGUUCUCCUGUUCCAUUUCAGGGUUUUCAACACUUUUCUGUUUCUCUCUCUCCCCUUUUGAAUUUGUUGGUGGUGAAUGUCUGCGGUUCAUUGUCCCUAUUUCUUUUUUGUUGUGCCCAACAUUUAAUAGGGAAAAAAAUAUUACAAAAAAGAAACCGUAAAAA
Daphnia pulex (common water flea) is the source of this 2490-nucleotide messenger RNA. It is a transcript of the gene Ipk1, whose product is annotated as inositol-pentakisphosphate 2-kinase-like. The record is from RefSeq and is a predicted model, not a curated record. The transcript has 11 exons. Bases 135 to 1994 code for a protein of 619 amino acids. Lineage: Eukaryota; Metazoa; Arthropoda; Branchiopoda; Diplostraca; Daphniidae. Gene Ontology annotation, biological process: inositol phosphate biosynthetic process. Gene Ontology annotation, cellular component: nucleus. Gene Ontology annotation, molecular function: ATP binding; inositol-1,3,4,5,6-pentakisphosphate 2-kinase activity.